This is a messenger RNA of Myxocyprinus asiaticus (Chinese sucker), 6281 nucleotides long. RefSeq names its product transcription initiation factor TFIID subunit 4-like. NCBI's taxonomy places the organism in Eukaryota, Metazoa, Chordata, Actinopteri, Cypriniformes, Catostomidae. The transcript is spliced from 15 exons. The record is from RefSeq and is a predicted model, not a curated record. The coding region runs from base 55 to 2808 and encodes 917 amino acids. Gene Ontology annotation, biological process: DNA-templated transcription; transcription initiation at RNA polymerase II promoter. Gene Ontology annotation, cellular component: transcription factor TFIID complex. Gene Ontology annotation, molecular function: RNA polymerase II general transcription initiation factor activity; protein heterodimerization activity; DNA binding.
GCUCGUGGACGCGCACCAGCAGAUCAGACAGACAGCCCAGCACACAGAGCGAACAUGGCGGGUGCCUCCGACCCUCUGGAAGACAUGCUCUUCUCCGAGGUGGACGAGAAAGCCGUGAGCGACCUGGUGGGCUCCCUGGAGUCUCAGCUGGUGGGCCAGAGCGAUGAGGCCACCGCACAGCCCGAAAACACUCACCCGGGCUGCGCAAACACACACCCGGGCAGCGCGAAGCAGCAGGCGGGAGGAAGAGCGCAGCUGCGUGCCAGUGUAGACAGUAAAACAGAGCCACCACCACAACAGCAGCAGCAGCAGCACGGGUGUACAGUUGCGGGCAACGUGGAUUCUGACCCGAAAGAAGCCAGCAUGGAACAACACGCGAAAGCCUUGGAGAAGGAGAACACUAUGAAAUCACAUGGCAACAUCGUUAUCAUCACUACAGCAUCUGAUGGGGCACCGGGCAACAAAGGCGAGAGCCCGAGGGACACCUGUAAGAAACACCCGUCCAAUACGCGCUCCCUGCGGAGCGUAGCAUCACACAGUCUCAAUGGCAACGGAGGAGCCGCAGCAUCAGCAGCAGCAUCACCCACCACAUCCAACUCUCCUCCGGGUACCGGAUCGACCGCCGUCACCCUGCCGUGCCCGAACAGCACGACUUUUACCGUGUCUAGUAACCCUCAAGCGAUCGCGCUGGACCGUGGAACGCCCACUAUCGCGCUGCAGCGACUCCCGCGUCAUAUCAUCGCCAGCAUCGCGCAGAACGGCAACGGCACCACGGUGACCGCGCUGGUCCAGCAGGGAGCCCGGAUAGGAGCGGCGGGCGCGCAGGUGAACCACAGUAAAACCGCAGACGCGAAACCAGCGGUGAAUUUGGUCUCUAGUCCCGCGCCGACUUCGGUGACUUCUGUUCCUGUCAAACCCAGGGCGGCUCCGAUGAGCCCGCUGAUCAGACCUGCGCAGACGCAGCCGCGUCCCGCUACACCUGCGCAACAGAGGAUCGUCACACCGCAGCUGAUUGUAAGACCACCCCAACCACAAACUACUAUUCAGCUGCCACCUGGAUUCACCAUCCCACCAGGUAUGGUUCUGGUGCGUACAGAGAUGGGUCAGCUGGUGAUGGUUCCUCAGCAGGCUUUGGCUCAAGCUCAGGCCCAGAACAGCAUCUCACCCCGACCUUCCACACCCACCACCUGUACCACAUUUAGGGUCACGACCCCACAGUCUCCUGUAAGUGCUCAGACAAUUCGGCCCGCUCCCACGGCACAAACGAAAUUGGUCCAGUCCAGUUCACCCAGUGCUGCAGCCCAGACCAGCACCACAACCGGCCCUGCUAAGGCCCCCGUGGUGGCUGCCGUGGCAGUGACAGCUGCCCAGCAGGUCCAGCCAGCCUUGGGCCCCCAGGGGCCCCUCACUCAGAUGCCACUGGCCCCGCAGAGCACAGCCACUCCAGCCCCCGGAGCCCCGGUCGUCUCCCAGGAGAUGCAGGAGAAUGUGAAGAAAUGUAAGAACUUCCUAGCAACGCUGAUCAAGCUGGCAUCCCAUAAUUCCCCUUCGCCAGAGACGUCUCGAAACGUGAAGGCGCUGGUACAGGAUUUACUGGAUGCAAAAAUUGACCCAGAGGAGUUUACCAGCCGGCUUCAGUCCGAGCUGAAAUCGUCUCCACAGCCUUACCUGGUCCCUUUCCUGAAGAAAAGUCUCCCUGCAUUGCGUUUGUCUCUACUGAACAGUCAACAGUUGCUCACUCAACCUCUACAGCCAAACAAAACCAGCAUCUCACCCGUCCAGAUGGGUGUCAGCAUCCGGCCACAUCAACCCAACAGCACCACUGUAGUGCCACAAGGCAUUAAGAGGGCGGCGGGUCCUGGGGCUCAGAUACGGAUGCCUGUAGUCAUCACACAGACGGUGCGAGCGGCAGGUACUUUAGGGAAACCAGUAUCCAUACAGACGUGCAAAAGUCCUGCAGGAGUCACAAUCCAGCUCUCAGGAAACCAGAAAAACAAACUGAAUGAUCCUGGGGGCGGCUCUUUCAGGGACGAUGAUGACAUCAACGAUGUGGCAUCUAUGGCCGGGGUCAACCUCAACGAAGAGAGUGCUCGGAUCUUAGCAACCAACUCCGAGCUGGUGGGCACACAGAUCCGCUCCUGUAAAGACGAGGCAUUCCUACCUACUGGCUUGUUACAUCGACGCAUACUGGAAACAGCCAAGAAGUUUGGAGUGACGGAAGUUCCGCUGGAGGCUGUAAACUUCAUUUCUCACGCCACCCAGUCCAGAUUACGAACUGUACUGGAGAAAGUUUCGUCCAUCGCGCAGCACAGAAUGGAUUCGUCUAAGGAGGAUGAGUGGUAUGAACAGUCAUCUGAUGUUCGCUCACAGCUUAAAUUUUUUGAACAUUUGGAACGAAUGGAGAAACAGCGGAAAGACGAACGAGAGCGAGAGAUUCUCAUCAGAGCAGCGAAGAGUCGCUCGCGGCAGGAAGACCCAGAGCAGGCCCGUUUGAAGCAGAAAGCAAAAGAGAUGCAGCAGCAGGAACUCGCCCAAAUGAGACAACGAGAUGCCAACUUGACAGCACUCGCCGCCAUUGGCCCGCGAAAAAAACGCAAGGUGGACUCACCUGGAGCUACCAUGACAGGCACUGAGGUGUCGGGGAGUUCUGCAGUCUCUCCAUCCGGAACGUCCACCCCUCCCAACUCAUCGCGGCAGUAUUCCCGCCAGAGAAUAACACGUGUCAACCUCAGGGACUUCAUCUUCUACAUGGAGCAGGAGAGAGAGACCAGCCGAUCUCUCUUACUGUACCGUGCUCUUCUCAAGUAGCUAACACUAACCAAACUGUCAACACUACACAGGAAACAGCAGCCAAACGAGACGAAGCAAACAUUCAUCCAGUGAUCGACUUCCUCCUUAGCCCUGCAACGUGCCUUCAGCCUCAUUCACCGUCUGUGUGUCCGUGAUGUUGUAAUGUCAUUGUUACUUUUGAUAGAAAAACUUUGAAAAAAGAAAAGAAACUAACAUGUCUCCUCUGUUUCUCCUCACCAUUAUUAGGUGAUUACAUUAAUUGUAUUUAUGAUAGUGAAUUUUAAAGCUAUGUAAUCUCUGGCUUUGAGCCAAAAAACGUUUUUGUUUAUGUACAUUUGUUUUUUGUGUGUGGAUCUCAGAUCUAAUUCACGUUUGGAGACGCUGUAUAUUUAACACAGAGAGCUUACAAUGAACGAUCUUGAAGACGAAACGUCUUGAAGUGAUCAUUGUAUUUUUUUAAAGACAUAGUUCACCCUAAAAUGACAAUUCUGUCAUCAUUUACUCACUCCCAUGUCAUUCCUCACACCAUAACCUUUAAUCCCCCAAUCUUAACCUGUAUGCUGUUAUGAAUUCAAGAAUUUUAAAAUGGCAUGUCUCGUUUGGUUCCUAUACCACAUUAUAUGUGUGAAUUAGGGCUAUAAACAGGGCUGAAAAACUAAAUUUGAAUGUUUCACUUAAAUAUAUACAAAAUUUUAAUUAAAGACAUUAUUUCAGGUAUGGGAAAAGGUAGCUCCAAGAUAUCUGAUAUUUAAAUCAACGUUGUUUCCUACGUCCAGAAGUGUGGGCAGUGAAUCAAUAUAAACCAAACAACACCGUGUUGUAGCAAUUGUUUAUUGCAAAGAACAUAUCUGGCUGUUAAUGAAAAUGUUUUAAAUGAUCAAGUCAAAAGAUUUCACUUAUUCUCAAAUCCUCAGUAAAGAAGUAAAAGGAGAACAGAAAUGCUUCAAUAGACGGUUCAAUGUAAAAUUAGUGUUGCACAGUAGCCUAUACCGGUGCCAUAGUACUACCACGGACUCCAGCUUCAAAAUACUGGAGGUACCACAUUGUUUUUCAUUAAAUAAAGUUUUAUGUACGUACCUUAUGCUUAUACAGCGAGAUGCUGAUAAGAGAGCAAGACACAACGGCCAAAGAGGGGCCGUUCACUCCAAACGCGUACACUAGGUGGAUGUCUUUGACCGCUGCGCUACAUCUCUCUGUUUUGUCAGCAUUUCGUACAGAAGUGCUGAGUUUUAUUAGACGCUGUGUCAAUUUAAAAGGAAAUUCAAUCUUUUAAACACAUCUGGAGACACUCGCCUUCUGUUUUAUUUGCAGCGCUACAUCUGUUUAAGACCAAGAAUGCGAUUGGUCUGAACAGCCUGGCCUGUAAGUCAUCAACAGUGCUUGGCACGCAAAAUUUAAAGGCACAUUCUAGCAUUGGAAUAUGCAUUUUUUUCUUAAAUUCGACAAAUUUUAAUUUUAUUUUGACAGCCUUAUUGUAAGCCAGUGCCGUUUUGGCAUCAAUAAUGUUUACACACGAUUUUUGAAUCUGAACGUCGAUACAAAGCUAUCGUAUGGCUUUAGAAGACUUUGAAGAUAGUGUUUAAUUUAAUAUGUACUUUUGUGUUCUGUGGUAAAAACAACAGCAUUCGGUUUCGAACAACGUGAGAGUGCUGAAAUAAUGACAGAAUUUCCAUUUUGGGGUGAACGGUUCCUUUCAAUAAUAUUCGUUCUCUAAACUUUUUGCAGAACAUGUUUCCCAAAUGUAAACAUCAGUGUCCAACCAAUUCACAGUAUUUAAAACCCCAUAAAAAGUUGAAUUUAUUCAGUUAAAAAAAUAUUUUAAGAAAGUACUUUAUCAGCAAAAUCUUUAUCAGCGAGACUUAAUGUAAAUAGGUUUUUUGAAGAACUGUGUUUUUAACAGCAUGUAUAAAUGAUUUCCACAUGAUAUUUUAGCAACAAAAUAAUGUUUUAAAAUCGUUUCCAUAACAAGGAAUGAAAUAUUCCAUAAAACUCAUGAGCUUUUGAAUAUCACGAUGCUUUUAUCUUUCAUCGUGUUUUGUGUACAUUAAAUAUGUAUCUAUGAGAAGCACGUAUCUCGUGUUUUCCAAAAAUAGGCCAGCAGCGAUCCAUGCUAGAGCAAUACGACACCAAAACACAUCACAUGCCACUAUCAGUUUGAUGUUCCUGUGUCCGAACAUUAAAGUCAACAUGAAAUGGCAUUCGCAGACCAGGAAUAUGUAUUAAGGAAGUAAACAGGGCCAUUUUUGAUUUCAUGUUGAAUUAAAUAAGCUUUUUUUUUUUUUUCUCUCACAUUUUUGCUGUUUGGUGUGUAAAACUGGACUUCACUGCCCUAAACUGUGCGUUUCAAACCAACUCUACCUGUACACCUUAAAUUAAAAAAAAUAAAAAACUGAUGUGUGUAACUUCUGCACCACUAGUGUCACCAAAUGGAAUUGCAAAAAUAAUCACUGAUUUCCUGAACGCCCCCACUAGUCACACUGCCAUUAGUCAGUGAGUCCCAUUUUUGGUGGUAAUCAACUUAUGAAUGGCUUACUUAUAGUUAAGCUGGAAUAGGAGAAAGUAUUUUAACAUUAAAAAAAAUUACACACUUCAGCUUUAUGCUCACUCAGUGUUAUCUUGUUAGAUCAGUUACCUUGCAUUGUAACACAGAUAUUUUAAGUAAAUCUUAAGUUAUUCAUUACAGUCUUUCAUUUGUACCUCGUAUUAUCCAUAAGCUCAAGCUCAGCUACUCCACUAUGAGAAAGAGCUGAUGUCCACUAUGGACCGAUAUGUAAGCAUUUAGUUUUUGUGAAGGUUCGCUCUACAUGAUGUCACGAGAGGUGACGUUCUGUGUGACAUUUCUGAGUUCCGACCCAACCACAGUCGGGAUGUCAGAUUUAAAAUCAGACGGCCUCUUUUCUAUGCACCAUGAAUCCUGUUGAUUUGCGGUUUAUGUGUUAGUGUUUAACACACAAUUUCCAGAAAGUAACGCACAUUUACGUUUUUUAUUUUUUAUUUUUUUUAUGUCUGUUUACUUUUUAUAUCUUAAUAGGAAACAGUAUUUCUGAUGUCAAACCAUGAGUCUAUGUCCAUAAAACUGUAAAAGGGAAAGCUUGUUUUGUAGCUAUUUAUAUUUUUGUUUCUGUCAUUUACAUUUUAGGCAGUACACUUUAUUCCCCACGUUCUUUGGAACGCCACACAAAUUUGAAAGCACAAACUUAUUUGUUCGGUUGUCUCAAACAACUUUGUUAUUCUUAUCGUUUCUGUUUUCUGAAGGAUGCUCUUUCUAGAACUUUCGCUUUGUAGCCAAAAUAUUAUUAGGUCUCUAACCUCUUCAUAUUCUGUUACUUCUGUACACAGCUGGAAUUUAAUGUUUCAAUCUAUUGAAUAUUCGUAUAUAUUGUUUACAAGACCUUGUGUUAAUUAGAACUAUCUUAUUUUUGGUAAAUUCUGUACAUAUCCUGAAAUAUUUCUGUUUGUGUGAACAUACUUCUGUAUUUGUACCUAUUUUG